AUGUUGUUGGAGAUGGUGGUUCCUGAUUAUAUAACUCUAAAUGGUUUGAUUUGUUCUUGUGCUCGGUUUUAUGAUGCUGAGAUGGGAAUUCAGUUGCACUAUUUUACAGUGAAAGUUGGAUUUGAUUUGGAUUGUUUUGUUGGCUGUGCUCUUGUUGAUUUAUAUGCGAAAUGUGUUUUGUUGAAAAUGCUAGGAGGGUGUUUUGCGUUGCUCCUUUUAGAGGUUUGGUUACGUGGAAUCUCUAACUUAAACAUGAAAGUAACCGCUGGCAAACUUCUAAAAGUUCUUAUGCCACAUAUUGACGCAAAGACUGUCUCUACUCAUGCUUUGCCUGCAUUAGUUACUCUCGGAUCUGAACAAGACCUUGAUGUGAAGUGUGCUAGCAUUGAUGCAUUUGGUGCCGUUGCUCAACAUUUCAAGAAUGAAAUGAUAGUUGACAAGAUACGUGUUCAAAUGGGUGCUUUUAUUGAAGAUGGAUCCCAUGAAGCUACUAUUGUUGUCAUUCAUGCGUUAGUAGUUGCAGUACCUCAUACAACAGAAUCACUUAGAGAUUAUCUUUUGUCCAAGAUUGCUCAACUUACAACCGCGCCAGUUACUGCUUCAACUAAUUUGAAGUGCAGGAACCCUGCUGCACCACACCACAGAAGCAAACCACACAGUAACAGUACUGAGAGUUUUGCUCAGUAG
Messenger RNA from Lathyrus oleraceus (garden pea), 687 nucleotides. RefSeq lists its product as uncharacterized. The transcript is spliced from 3 exons. Gene Ontology annotation, cellular component: trans-Golgi network; recycling endosome. Lineage: Eukaryota; Viridiplantae; Streptophyta; Magnoliopsida; Fabales; Fabaceae. The coding region runs from base 1 to 687 and encodes 228 amino acids. Gene Ontology annotation, biological process: intracellular cholesterol transport. The record is from RefSeq and is a predicted model, not a curated record.